Messenger RNA from Drosophila erecta, 2608 nucleotides. It is a transcript of the gene Madm, whose product is annotated as nuclear receptor-binding protein homolog. The transcript has 2 exons. Gene Ontology annotation, cellular component: cytoplasm; endomembrane system. The coding region runs from base 514 to 2421 and encodes 635 amino acids. Gene Ontology annotation, biological process: intracellular signal transduction; endoplasmic reticulum to Golgi vesicle-mediated transport; protein phosphorylation. Gene Ontology annotation, molecular function: ATP binding; protein kinase activity. NCBI's taxonomy places the organism in Eukaryota, Metazoa, Arthropoda, Insecta, Diptera, Drosophilidae. The record is from RefSeq and is a predicted model, not a curated record.
UGGCCCAGCGAUAUGCGGGGGUGACUAUCGAUAUGCCAGAAGCAUCGAUUUGCUCACAUUUCUUGGGUGUUUAAGCGUGAAAAAAAACGCCUAAAUAAACGAAUCGGCAGCGUGUCAGGCCAGAAAGUGCAACCAACGGAUCGCCGUUUGCGCCGCAGUCGAGGAUUGGAACCGCAGACGCCGUUGAAGGCGCCGAAAAACGUCGCAGCAAUCGCCAGCCGUCGCAGCGGAGUGUUUACUGGGAGAGGGGUGCAGUGGAGGAGCUGUGUGGGCGCGUGCGUGUGUAUGUGUGCGCCAGUGAGUGGGGCAGAGGCAGCGGCAGCGGCAGAGGAGCAGCGACGGAUGUAGCUCGUUGCCCGGACCCCGUAGUGGAUACCACGAAGUGCUAGCGCAAACGUACGCAGGCCAACUUGGAGGCACAAAGAAAAUAAACACUGGAAACCGAAGACGAGGCCUUCUGGAACUGGAACAGCACUGCUCAACAGCCGCAGCCGCGUCGGUGACCGCACCCUAAUGUCAAAUAGCCAAGCGAAUGCCGGCAUCAGCGGUAGCGCGGUAGCGGAUGAACCGAUCCAGCACCACCCCUCCUUGGCGGCCGCCCCCGUAAGUGCAUCCUGCCCAGCAGCGACGCCGCCGUCGCAGUCGACACAGCAGCCCCCGCAUAUAGUUGGUGCCUCAACAGCUGAUGCGGGCAGCAGCGUUGCGGUCGGCGUCGUCGCUGGCAGCGAGGGCGUUAAUCUGGACUCGUCGCCACGCGAGUCCGGGGACGAUUCUGAGGAUGAGAGCGAGAUUCUAGAGGAGUCGCCAUGCGGACGCUGGCUGAAGCGACGUGAGGAGGUGGAUCAGCGCGACGUGCCCGGGAUUGACUGCGUCCAUCUGGCCAUGGACACCGAGGAGGGCGUAGAGGUCGUGUGGAACGAGGUGCAAUAUGCCAGUCUGCAGGAGCUUAAAUCGCAGGAGGACAAGAUGCGGCAGGUGUUCGAUAAUCUGCUGCAGCUGGACCACCAGAACAUUGUCAAGUUCCACCGCUACUGGACGGACACGCAGCAGGCCGAGCGGCCCAGGGUGGUCUUCAUCACUGAGUACAUGUCGAGCGGAUCGCUGAAACAGUUCCUCAAGCGCACCAAGCGCAACGCCAAGCGGCUACCGCUGGAGUCGUGGCGCCGUUGGUGCACUCAGAUCUUGUCCGCACUCAGCUAUUUGCAUUCCUGCUCGCCGCCCAUCAUCCACGGCAAUUUAACCUGUGAUAGCAUCUUCAUCCAGCACAACGGCCUGGUCAAGAUCGGCUCGGUGGUCCCGGACGCGGUCCACUACAGCGUCCGGCGCGGCCGAGAGCGGGAACGUGAACGCGAGCGAGGCGCACACUACUUCCAGGCGCCGGAGUACGGCGCCGCCGACCAGUUGACCGCCGCCCUCGACAUCUACGCCUUCGGGAUGUGCGCCCUGGAGAUGGCCGCCCUGGAGAUCCAGCCUAGCAAUAGCGAGUCAACUGCCAUCAACGAGGAGACUAUCCAGCGCACAAUAUUUAGCCUGGAAAAUGAUCUGCAGCGCGACCUGAUACGAAAGUGUCUCAACCCACAGCCGCAGGACCGACCCAGCGCCAAUGAUCUGCUCUUUCACCCACUGCUUUUCGAGGUGCACUCCCUCAAACUGCUGACUGCCCAUUGCCUGGUCUUCUCGCCCGCCAACCGCACUAUGUUCUCGGAAACCGCCUUCGACGGCCUCAUGCAGCGAUACUACCAGCCGGACGUGGUGAUGGCCCAGCUGCGGCUGGCUGGCGGCCAGGAGCGGCAGUACCGACUCGCAGACGUUUCGGGCGCCGAUAAGCUGGAGAAGUUUGUCGAGGACGUCAAGUAUGGUGUGUAUCCGCUAAUUACGUACAGCGGCAAAAAGCCGCCCAACUUCCGUUCCCGGGCCGCCUCCCCGGAGCGGGCUGACUCCGUAAAAUCUGCCACGCCGGAGCCUGUGGACACGGAAUCGCGGCGCAUCGUUAACAUGAUGUGCAGCGUUAAAAUUAAGGAGGAUAGCAAUGACAUAACCAUGACAAUACUGCUGCGCAUGGACGACAAGAUGAACCGCCAACUGACGUGCCAGGUGAACGAGAACGAUACGGCGGCGGAUCUCACCAGCGAACUGGUGCGCCUCGGCUUCGUCCACCUCGACGACCAGGACAAGAUCCAGGUGCUGCUGGAGGAAACGCUCAAAGCGGGCGUUAUGAGCGACGGUGCCGGGGCAGAGAGCUCCAGUGCGGGGGUGACGACCACGGCGACCAUGGCGGCCUUGGAGCAGCUGGAGCGGAACUGGUCGAUAUCCUCCGAUACAGACAAGCAGGGCACUGCCGUGAUGUAUGUUCCGCAGGAGCAGCAGCAGCACGCGAACGUGGAAGUCGACGUAGAACAGUCGGGCACGACGAGCAAUUGAAAGUAUCAGCUUAGUAUUCAGGGAAGGCCGGCGCGUAUUGUUUUUAUUAUUAUUAUGGGAAAUUACACAUUACGAUUUUAUUACUACUAUUAUUUGUUAUUUUUAUAUAUAUACCUAUAUAUAUGUAUAUGUAUGUAUUUGAAAUAAUAUUUAUGUAUGUAUGUAUCAUAAACGAUGUUGAACCAGG